GGAUCACGUUCUUCUUCGCCUUUACCACAACCGUCGGGUGAUUUGUUUGAUGAUAUUUUGACGACUUCAUCAAGCGAAUUUGGAAGCUUUGAAACUGCCCAAAAUAACCCUUUAAAGAAUAAGUCCCUUCUGACACAAACAACACCGGCCGGACAUAAUUUGAAUUCAAGUUUCUUGUCUAAUAAUACAAAUACAUACAAGGAGAUCAACACGUCAUCCUCAACGGCUGAUGAUUUACUUGAUUUUGGCAUAUUUGAUAAACCACCUAAAUCUCCUUCUCUCGCCGUAACGACAGAAAUUGAUGAGGAUAAAAUUGAUCCUUUUA
This is a messenger RNA of Racocetra persica, 325 nucleotides long. The record is from the annotation of a GenBank genome assembly. Lineage: Eukaryota; Fungi; Glomeromycota; Glomeromycetes; Diversisporales; Gigasporaceae.